UUCGCAUACGUCGAUUAACGGACAGUCUAUAUCCGGGUUGCAUCCUAGGUUAACGAUACAUAAAUUGGAGAUUUCCGAAUUCCCUGUUGUUUUGAACGCGUAACUUUACUCAACAUAAAGGUAUUGCUUCUUGACUUCUACAUUUAUUUUGUUUUUUUCUUCUAGGUAAAUUGUCGCACGUAUUGACAAAAACACUCACUUGCCAAAGUAUAUUCACAUGCAGGACGUCGUAUGUUUUCUACUGCCGCGUUCACGUGCUAGUCUGAAUUAAGAAACGUUGUCAUUUUCUGACUUGCUACCUGGUUGUAAAUCAGAAAAGGCGGCACAUGUGUACAUACAAACAGUUAUCAGGAACCUGUUGUUAUUCCACGAAAGUCUGAUCUGCACAACACGAAGCAGUGGUCGUUUAAAAUAUUGCUGAUCUGCUUUUCCACUGCCACCAUGGCCCAAAGGCUGGUAAUAAUCGACACAGAUGCAGGUAUAGAUGACGCCCAGGCGAUAAUGAUGGCCGUGGCCGCUCCAAGCCUGCAGAUCCUGGGGAUAACAUGCUGCUUCGGGAAUACUGAUGUGGACAACGUCUGUCAGAAUGUGCUGCUGGUGCUGUCUGUCUGUGAACGCACACAGAUUCCAGUGUUCCAGGGUGCUGCUGGUCCCCUGGUGGGGGCCACCAAGGCUUUCAGCGACCACUUUGGGACUGACGGGCUGGGAGAUGUGCUGGAGGACAGAGACCCACAGUGGAAGGAGAAGCUCCAGAGAGAACAUGCUGUUAAUGCCAUGAUCAGACUGGUAGCUGCCAACCCUAAACAGGUGUCCUUGGUGGCUCUUGGGCCGCUCACCAACCUGGCUCUGGCCAUCAGACUGGACCCUUCUUUCCAACAGAACCUGAAGGAGCUCGUCAUUAUGGGAGGCAACAUGGAGGGUAAAGGGAAUGUAUCUUUAUGUGGAGAGUUUAACUUUGUGAUGGAUCCUGAAUCUGCCUUCAUUGUCCUGGAGGAGUACCUCUGUCCUACACGCAUAGCAUCAUGGGAGUAUUGCUGUAGGAAUAAACUGGAAUGGGAAUUCUUUGAAAAACUGAUUAACGAGGACACGCCUGCUGGUCGCUUCAUGAAGAUGAUCACGUCUAAGUGUUGGGGUUAUUCCAAGGAGGCCAUGCUGAGUAAGAGGGAUGUGUACUUCGGACCUGGCUUUGUCUCCUACGAUGCUUAUGCAAUGGCAGCGUGUAUAGACAGCUCUGUGGUGACAGAGAGUAUAGAGUGUGCCGUCAGGGUGGAACUACAAGGGGAGCUAUGCAGAGGGAUGAUGGUUCUGGAUCAGAGGAACAAACUGAACAAAAGCCACCGUGUUUCUGUCAUGAAGACCUGUGAUCUGACCAAGUUCAGGCAGUUACUCAUGGCUUCCCUUAAACAACCCUGUAGGAAGUAGGCUACGAGACAGACCAACCUGAUGUCGGCCAUGCGUUGUAGAUCACCUGUUGGCUGAUGACAAAAGGUGGAGCUAUAGCUGCAAGCAGCAAUGAGCGGGGUUCACAAGAUGACAGAAAGGAGACCAGAACAGUUAGUGCUUGCUCUAUCUGCCAAAAAUAAUGGAAGCAGGUGCGGUUCCUGAGUUAAUUAUCGUCCCAUUCUUCAAUGGGUUUUGAGAAGGAGAGGAUGCAAUUGAGAUUCUCUAGGUCAAAUGGGAUGGCGGAUAUGAGGGUUUAAGUGAGACUGCGCAUAACAGCUCCACCCACCGGCCAAUCCGUGCCACUUUUUUUGACAGUUUCUGUGUGCCAAAUUAGGAAAAAGGUUACCAAUCUAUGCAGGAGUUGUUUGACAGUGUGAAGAUUUUUUUUUUUACCAGAUAACAUGUUUCACAGCUUCAAUGUAAACCCAUUAUGACAGCUUAUGUUGUGGGGUCACAGACGAUAAGACGGCAAUCCCACAGCCAAAGUUUGUGUUGGUCCAUCUUGUCUGUAUCUUCUCACAGCCUCUAGGGUGGACUGGCCCAGAGUCUGAGAGAGAUGUAUACCUGUAUGUGUAAGACAUUGUAACUAACACAGACAACACACCAAACACUCAGGGCCUUAUUUUCACAUCUGAUUUGUACUGUUUAAUCAAAUAGAAUGCAUUUUAAUGA
Molecule: messenger RNA, 2115 nt
Organism: Oncorhynchus kisutch (coho salmon)
Lineage: Eukaryota; Metazoa; Chordata; Actinopteri; Salmoniformes; Salmonidae
Product: nuc_hydro_CeIAG domain-containing protein
Exons: 6
Coding region: 442-1422 (326 amino acids)
Molecular function (GO): hydrolase activity, hydrolyzing N-glycosyl compounds
Source: RefSeq, a predicted model, not a curated record